Molecule: messenger RNA, 2393 nt
Organism: Ruditapes philippinarum (Manila clam)
Lineage: Eukaryota; Metazoa; Mollusca; Bivalvia; Venerida; Veneridae
Product: low-density lipoprotein receptor-related protein 1-like
Exons: 14
Coding region: 101-2290 (729 amino acids)
Cellular component (GO): plasma membrane
Molecular function (GO): protein binding
Source: RefSeq, a predicted model, not a curated record
UAAAACUUCAAUAUGUUAUAUGUUAUUUGACUAGUUUUCUGUUUUGACUUCAAGGGAAGAUUAUCAACCCGAAGAGGUAUCCAGCAAACAAUGUACUUUUAUGACUUAUACAACCAUUCGUCCCCUGUCAUCUUGGAGAAGUAUUGACUGUGACCAGCCAUUAUCUGCAUUUGUAGUGUGCGAAAAAUAUUAUAAAAGUGAAAAUGAAGCAGAAAUUUAUGGUGAAUAUGAUGUCAAGCUAAAUGAGACGAAAGACAAUUCUUCCGGCUUUAUUUCGAUAACAACAGGCUGCAUUUGCCACGCCGAGGAGAUAUAUGUAGCAUGGUUUUAUAAAGUGGGCGCCGAGAACUAUCCUUUCAGAAGUUUGGCUCAACAAGGAUACUUUAGAACAUACACAGAAUGUCACCUUGACUGCCGUGGACUUCAAGCUGCCGUGUUGUCCACGGGUUUUUAUUACACAGAGUUAGCUGAUGGCAUACCAGUAUACCUUUACGUUAACUUAAGUAACAGCUUCUACCAAAGCAGCAUAAAAGCUAUAGUUUCGAAUAGAGUGUAUAAAAUAAAAGAUGAAAUUCAACAGCAAUUUACGUUAAACACUUAUUCUACGUGGAGUUGUGGGAAUGGUGAAUAUGUAUCAAUAUUGGCCAGAUGUAAUGGAUAUGUCGAAUGUUCAAAUCUGCAAGACGAACUUGAUUGUGAAAGCGAUUGCACCAAUGACCAUUUUCAAUGCACUGAUGGAAGGUGUAUACAUGUGUCACAGUUAUGUGAUUUUACCACCGACUGUUUAGAUGGCGCAGACGAGUACUGCGAUGAAGGAGUUUGUUCCAGUGAGACAUCAUUCCGAUGCCCAGAAGGACGCUGCUUACCUUUGGCAAAGAGAUGUGAUGGAUAUAAAGACUGUUUAGACGGGUCGGAUGAGAUAUUGUGUCAAAGUUGCAAUUCAACGAAAGCCUUUCAGUGUCGUGAUAAGACAUGUAUAUUACACCGUCUCAAAUGUGAUAAACACAAAGACUGUAAGGACGGUUCUGAUGAGGAAAUGUGUACUGAUACACCGUUUAAAUCGUGUGAUGACGUUUGGGCGGAAGGUCAUACUGAAUCCGGAUUGUAUAUCAUCGAUGAAAUGGAGGUAAAAUGCGAGUUUGACAAAAACUUUACAAACAUGACGUUUCUCCAUCCGGACUGGGAAUGCUUCGAGACAACGCCUCAUUUCGAAAAACUUAAAAUACAUCCAGUUGAUUCUGUUAAACAUGCUGCAAGAGAAGGUUAUGAUUGUUCACUGAAGAUUUCCCGAGUGCUUAAAAGAUCAGAAAGGGUGGCAGAUUUAUCUGAUGGUGCAAUGACAUCGGCAACAUAUAGAUCAACGUUCAAUCAAUUCGAAUUCAAUGUUAACAAUGCAACUCUUGACAAAUCAGGGUUAGUAGAUUUUACAAAUACUUUACUACAGUAUUCUUUGCGACCAAGCCCUCCUGUAUUCUGUGAUGCAGCUGCCGAAUCAACACAACAUGAUCAUGUAUGUAUUUACACGACAGACGAUUCAUGGAAAAGUGGAGCGUGCAGAUCAAUGAAACAUCUUUCUAAUUGUGAAUCGUUUGUCUGUGGACCUGGAUUGUUUAAAUGUCCAGAGAGUUAUUGUAUCCCGCAAAAGUUUGUAUGUGAUGGUAUAAAACAUUGUAAUGGAAACGAAGAUGAAUCACAAUGUCAAUUGUGUAAUUCGAUUAAAAGUACACGAAUCAUUGCUGGAAUUGAUUACAAUGAUAUCAUGGGAGGUAUGGAGAUGUUUUCACUACACAAUAUUGCAAAGCUAUGGAAUAGCAAGUUAGUGUUGUUUCAAAAGUUACCAAAAAAGAAUGGGGACAAUGAACAGGAAAUUGAUGCAUACUUGUAUGAUACUAUCCUUACCCGGUCAAGAGUGAACUGUACUAAACAUGAAGAUUCCUGCAUCAAAAAUAUACUGGUAGCUUUAAACGCGACAAAUCUGUAUCGAGAGCUUAUUUGGGUGGAGACUCGAUCCUUGCCCUUGAAGGACACACCUUUUCCAGACUUGUUCAGUUCAUUCAACCGUUCGUGGAAAAUUGUCAUUGACCCAACAGAACAAUAUCCGAUGAAAAUUAAUCACGGCAGCAUUUCAGAAAUACGAGUGCAAAGCAUGGGAUUAUUACGAACAAUUGGGCCAGACAUACUAUUCGAAAAUUGUACUGGUAAUUUAAUAUUAUUCUUUGCUUUAAAGAAAUGUCUGUGUAUUCCUUUAUGGUUAAUUCAAUUGUCCUUAUUACAGGUAACUUGUAUAUAAAAUUGUAAAACAUUUCAUUGGCAUAUAACAUUUGAUAUUUGUUAGGCUCUUUAAGUUUUGAUCGUAUGUGGCUGUUUCAAGGAUUUGGUAACAAAAGCAUGUU